Molecule: messenger RNA, 596 nt
Organism: Bradysia coprophila
Lineage: Eukaryota; Metazoa; Arthropoda; Insecta; Diptera; Sciaridae
Gene: Pfdn4
Product: prefoldin subunit 4
Biological process (GO): protein folding
Cellular component (GO): prefoldin complex; cytoplasm
Source: RefSeq, a predicted model, not a curated record
AUAUCAAAGAAUCAAAGAAGAAGAGUGUUGAGCUCUGUCAAACAAAAAAUAUAUAUUUUCCACCCGUGCCGUGCACAUCUGUGUGUUUAAUUUAUAAAAACAAAUCUUAAAACCGUUUUAACCAUGGCCGCGAAAGCAACUACCAAUGGAAAAGUGUUUAAACAAGACACCGAUGUGCAUGUUACGUACGAAGAUCAAUCGAAAAUCAACAAAUUUGCGAAACAUAACGCAAAACUGGAAGAUCUAAAGGAUGAAUUGGAAACGAAGAAAAAUGACCUGAAGAACUUGGAAGAAGCAGCCGAUGAGAUCGAACUGUUCGACGAAGACGAACAAAUUCCAUUCGUUGUGGGCGAAGUUUUUAUUUCACAAAAUUUGUCGAAAACACAGGAACUUUUGGCCGAGGCGAAGGAGAAGAAAAACCACGAAAUCAAGCUCAUCGAAGAGAAGUGUCGUGAAAUUCAAAGUUUAAUGGCUGAACUGAAAGCCCAAUUGUAUCACAGAUUCGGUAGUAACAUUUACUUGGAAAAUGAUGAAUAGUCGUGGACUGGUGGCUAUGGCAUUCAGAUUAUAAAUAAAAAGAAAUUUCUCUCACUUCA